AUGGAUGCCUUCAAAUUGAUGAAGGAGCUGCGGGCAAACUAUGAGCUAGAGGUCUAUUAUCUCCCCAAGGAGACAGGCCUGAGUCUCAUUGAGUCCACAGAUCAGAACGAUGGGCGGAUCUCAGCCAAGUGCAGGGAUGCCAAAGUUGAGGACCUGUGGAGUCUGACCAGCUUCUUUGGCUAUACCACACAGACGUUCGUCCUGGCUGUUAACCUGCUUGACAGAUUCUUAGCCAUGAUGAGGAUCCAACCGAAACACUUGUCCUGUGUCAGCCUAAGCUGCCUCAACAUGGCCGCCAAAGUGACAGAAGAGGAGUGCAACCUCGCGUCCACGGACGAGCUCAUCCGCAUCGGACAGUGUCGCUUCAGCGUGUCCGACCUGGGUCGCAUGGAGAAGAUCAUCACGGAGAAACUGGACUUCAAGUCGAAAUCCGUCACGGCCUUGACCUUUCUGCACUUGUACCAUAAGAUUGCACUGUCUCACUCCACGGAGAGAAAGGAGAUGUUGAGCCUGGAGAAGCUAGAGGCUCAGCUCAAAGCUUGUCUGUGCCGGAUCUCUUUCUCCAAAGCAAAGCCGUCCGUCCUCGCCUUGUCUCUCUUGAGACAGGAGAUUGAAGCCAUUCAGUCGUUGGACAUGCUGGAAAUAAUUCAUCAUAUCCAAAGACACCUCAAGAUUGCAGACGGUGAACUCCUGCUAUGGCGCGGUCAAGUUGCUCAAUGUCUGUCGGACUACGCCUCGCCAGAGUGCAGCAAACCCAAUCAUAGGAAAUUGCAGUGGAUAGUGUCUCGCCGGACCGCCCAGAACCUGCACAGCAGCUACCGAAGUGUACCCGAACUGCCCACUAUCCCAGAAUGCUGCUGGGAUGAGAGCGAGAGUGAGGACUCUUCCGAGGACAUGAGUUCGGGCGAGGAGUCCCUCAGCAGCUCACUGGGCAGCGAUGGCGAAGGGCCGUUCUUUCCAGCGCAUCUCCGCCGCCAAUACCUCAACGCCUGA
Nerophis lumbriciformis (worm pipefish) is the source of this 993-nucleotide messenger RNA. The record is from RefSeq and is a predicted model, not a curated record. Lineage: Eukaryota; Metazoa; Chordata; Actinopteri; Syngnathiformes; Syngnathidae.